AAAAUUUCUCCACACUUUUUUCUCUUAUCUCAUGGAGAAGCACUCGCAGAGACUAAUCAACUGCAUCAUCAUCGGUGCAGCUCUUUUACUGCACUGUCGUAUUUCAUACGGAGCAAAAGCUGUGGUGUCCCACUCUCCAGAAGGAAAAGGUACAUGGAACCUACUGCUGAACGACACUGGAGUGGUGGGUGUGCAUAUGGCUUUAACCCGUUGGAACACUGUGAUACUGUUUGAUCGGAGCGGAUCUGUCAGGUCGGGAUACCAGCUCCGCCAUCGGUUCAAUGGAACAAGAUGCAAGGGCACUCGUGACGACAUGUCAGACCCAGCUUGCUUUGCUCAUUCUGUUGAGUACAGCAUUUCCAACAACAGUGUCAGGUACUUGAAUCUCAUGUCUGACACUUUCUCGUCUUCUGGCUCCAUCUUGAGCAAUGGAACGAUCGUUCAAUCAGGGGGCUUUGGGGACGCUUCGACAAGGAUUCACUACAUUGGGCCUUGUACAAGUGGUGAUGGUUGUGAUUGGAACCUAGACAAAAAACACUUAGCUGAAAAGCGUUGGUACGCUUCUAGCCAACUUCUCCCGACGGAUGACAGGAUCAUUGUUGUUGGAGGACGCGGUUCCUUCUCAUAUGAGUUUGUACCGAAAAUGUCAACCAAUAGAAAUGCUUUUCACCUUUCUUUCUUGCAGAAAACCAAUGACGGAAAUGAAGGUAACAAUCUUUAUCCAAUUGUUCACCUUUCCGUUGAUGGCAAAUUGUUCAUUUUUGCCAACAGGGAUUCUGUUCUUUUCAACUACAAGCAAAACAAGGUUGAAAAGAAAUUCCCAAGAAUCCCCGGAUUGGGGUCAAGGAGUUAUCCAAGCACAGGAUCAUCAGUUAUGCUUCCACUGGAUCAGAAAGAUGGCUUCCGCGUAGUGGAGGUCAUGAUAUGUGGAGGGGCAGCUUCAGGUGCGAAUGCAGCUGCUCGACAGGGUAAAUUCUUGACAGCUCUAAACAGUUGCGGAAGAAUGGUGAUCUCCGGAAAUAAGCACAGAUGGAAGAUGGAAAACAUGCCAGGGCCACGCCUGAUGAACGAUAUGGUGCUUCUUCCAACAGGACAUGUGCUAAUCAUAAAUGGCGCGAAGAGGGGUUGUUCUGGAUGGGGAAAUGCAGCUGGCCCCGCUCUUGAACCUUACCUAUACAACCCCAAGAAAAUUGUUGGCAGAAGGUUCACGGUUCUGAAAUCCACAAAAAUCGCAAGAAUGUAUCAGUCAUCAGCAAUUCUCGUACCUGAUGGAAGCGUACUAGUAGCAGGGAGCAAUCCAAAUGAUCAAUACACUUACAAAAAUGUAAGUCACCCUACUGAACUUCGUCUACAGGCAUUCAUGCCGGACUAUAUGGGCAAGGAAUACAGCCACCAAAGGCCUCAUAACGUGUCCAUUGACAUCAAGGGCAAGGAAGGAGUCGUGUAUGGUCAUGAAUUCUUGGUUCGCUUUUUGAUGGAAAGCCAGCCUGGUGAAUAUUUGGCUUUUAGUGCAUAUGCUCCCCCAUUUACGACACAUUCUCAGUCGAUGAAUCAAAGGUUGUUGAGGCUCAGGUGCACGCGGAUAAUAAGCGAUGCAAAUGGCUGGUGGAAUGCUACUGUGGAAGCUCCUCCAUCAGCUAAUGUUGCACCCAGUGGAUUUUAUUUGCUUAGUGUUGUUAACGAGGGAAUUCCUAGCAUUUCUGAGUGGGUUAAGUUCAUUCAUGCUGAUUCAACUUGAAUUAAUCAUAUUGUAUAACCUAUGAAUUCUAGUGCUAAUGUAUUCAAUAUCGUUUUUGUUAUGAAUGAUUAAGAUUUCUUCUACUC
Messenger RNA from Capsicum annuum, 1824 nucleotides. RefSeq names its product WSC domain-containing protein ARB_07867-like. Lineage: Eukaryota; Viridiplantae; Streptophyta; Magnoliopsida; Solanales; Solanaceae. The record is from RefSeq and is marked provisional.